AUGUCUGCAGGCGUCCGCCAUAAUGUUUCCUUCGAAACGAAUAAUAUAGUUCUUAUUGCUCUUGUAGCAAUUCGCUCUAUUCGCUAUUCAAAAUGGCGACGGUGUUGCGUUCACGGUGCGCGUUUGCGCGGCUUUUUGCUGGAAAAAAUAAAUUUUCUGACCAGCCAAUAUUCAAGUUUUGCUAAAUCACCUUUUGUUGACAAAAUAACUGAACAGUACAAUUAUGAAAUAACAAAGAAUCCCACUGAAUGGAAAUUUGUGGAACGACUUAUGCCAUUUAAGACAAUACCACAAGUUGUACCAAAAGAGAGUUAUCCUAGUGGAUGGAUACCACCAAAAGAAGAAGCCAGAAAAUUACCAUAUUUUAUACCGAGAACAAAGAAUUACGCAAUCCCAAUAUAUUUGCAACUCUCUUUCAAAGGAAAUCGCAAAAUUACUCAACUUAAGAAGAUAGAAGGUGAUAUUUGGUUGAUGAAUGAUGACAUAAAACAUCUUCUAAAAACUAAACAUAAGAGAUAUGUCGAAACACGGGUACACGAAGUAGCAAGAUUUAUAGAAAUAAAAGGUGAUUACGUAAAUGACAUGAAAGAAUGGGCGUUUUCUAAAGGUUUCUAAUUGUAGAAAUGUAGAAG
This is a messenger RNA of Chilo suppressalis (striped riceborer), 632 nucleotides long. NCBI's taxonomy places the organism in Eukaryota, Metazoa, Arthropoda, Insecta, Lepidoptera, Crambidae. The record is from the annotation of a GenBank genome assembly.